UGAUGACUUGUUUUACGACAAAAUUAUUGUGUUUUUUGUUGACAUUUGAAAACAAGACGUAUGUCUCGACACCGGAUGUCCUCCGCGUGAACUGAUCCGCCGCACAGACAAUGGAUAUACUGUUGCAGAUAGUGGUGAACGCCAUGAUGUCUUGGGCCGCCUUUUACGCCACGCUGAAGGCCAUACCGCAGGCCCGGCCGGUGUUCAUCAGAGCCAACCUCUUCGGCAUCGAUCUCUGCAAACCAGACAAAGAGAAAAAAGUGGCCGAGUCUCAGGGCGUGAUCGCCGGCUGCGUGUAUCUGGUGGUGAUGUUCCUCUUCAUACCCGUGCCGUUCGCCGCCUCAUCGCAACCUCUCGGCCACGAGUGGCUCUUCACUCUUGAGGACUUUCGGCACGAAGUGUUCGCGCAAUUCAUAUGCGCUCUGCUGUCCAUCUGUUGUAUGAUAUUCUUGGGCUUCGCGGACGACGUGCUGGACCUGCGAUGGCGUACGAAACUACUGCUGCCCACCAUCGCCACCCUACCCCUGCUCAUGGUGUACGGCGUGACGUAUAACAACACGACAGUAGUGGUGCCCAACCCCUUGCGUCACCUCCUCGGCUACAGCCUAUGGUUGGGUCCCCUGUACUAUCUAUACCUGGGAAUGUUGGCCGUGUUCUGCACGAACGCCAUCAACAUCGUGGCCGGCAUUAACGGCAUAGAGGCCGGCCAGGGACUGGUGAUCGCCCUGUCCAUCAUCGCCUACAACGUGGUGGAGUUCGUGGCGUCCGACCAGUGGCAGUGCCACCUGUUCUCCUUGCACUUCAUGGUGCCGUUCGUGGCCGUGACGGCGGCCCUCCUGAGGCAUAACUGGUACCCGGCCCGGGUGUUCGUGGGCGACACCUACUGCUACUUCGCUGGCAUGACGUUCGCUGUGGUCGGCAUUCUCGGCCACUUC
Messenger RNA from Oppiella nova, 935 nucleotides. NCBI's taxonomy places the organism in Eukaryota, Metazoa, Arthropoda, Arachnida, Sarcoptiformes, Oppiidae. The record is from the annotation of a GenBank genome assembly.